AUGGGCGGUCUCUGGUCCUCCCCGGCCGCGCCCGAGGCGCCGCCAUCGCGCGACGCCGCCGACGCCGCCGACGCCGCCGCCGCGCCCACGCCCACGCCCGCGCCCGCGUCGUAUCGAUCGAAGCACACGUGGCAGGAGCGCCGCGCGCGCAAGCGCGACCGCCGUCGCGCGGCGAAGACCGCCGCCCUCGAGACGCGCGAUCCGAACUCCACGGAGCACUGGGCGAAGAGCGCGACGCGACACGAGCGCGAGGCGAUCAAGCGCGUCGUGCGCGAAGACAUGACGGCGCCGUGGAGCGACGGCGGCGACGGCGGCGUUCGCGUCGUCGUCGACUGCGGCAUGUCGCAUCUCAUGAACGACGCUGAGGUGCGUUCUAUACACUGGUCCCCAUACGACCGCGUUCGCGUGGUGAACGUCAUUCCUUAA
Messenger RNA from Micromonas pusilla CCMP1545, 426 nucleotides. RefSeq lists its product as uncharacterized. The record is from RefSeq and is a predicted model, not a curated record. The coding region runs from base 1 to 426 and encodes 141 amino acids. The transcript has a single exon. Lineage: Eukaryota; Viridiplantae; Chlorophyta; Mamiellophyceae; Mamiellales; Mamiellaceae.